This is a messenger RNA of Corythoichthys intestinalis (scribbled pipefish), 4649 nucleotides long. Its product is annotated as RNA-binding protein 15-like. Gene Ontology annotation, cellular component: nucleus. NCBI's taxonomy places the organism in Eukaryota, Metazoa, Chordata, Actinopteri, Syngnathiformes, Syngnathidae. Gene Ontology annotation, molecular function: mRNA binding. The coding region runs from base 168 to 2519 and encodes 783 amino acids. Gene Ontology annotation, biological process: regulation of alternative mRNA splicing, via spliceosome. The record is from RefSeq and is a predicted model, not a curated record. The transcript is spliced from 3 exons.
ACUUCCGGUACAGUAGUAAAGUAUUCCAACAUGGCGCUCGCAUAUCUCGAGUGAGGAGUCUCCUUCGGCCUAAUUUCGAGUUGAAAAACUUUCUUUCGAUUUCUAAUCGUAAAAGAACAUUUUUUUUCACCCUCGCGUAUUGAUUCGGUUUGGACUGGCAUUUGGAAAUGAAGGAGAAAGACCGCUCGCCAGUGAGGAAACGCUCUCGGAUGCCAGAUGACUGCAAAGAGCGAAGAGGAAGUCUCCCUAGCAGGCGGACGGGAGAGUUGUUGGCCGUCGCCAGCAACAACGGCAACAGCUACGUCUCCGCCUCGUCCAGAAGAAGCUUACCGGGUGACAAAAGAGACAGUUAUUCGGACAUUCGGCCCGGUAAUGGCUAUGACUACGGAGUUCCGCCCGCCGUCCUCGCUUCACGCAGCGACCCGCGCUCCUCUGAAAGUGAGUACAAUACUCUUAAAAUUAGUGAACUGGGCUCGCAUCUGAACGACGAAGACAUCGAAGACGGACUAUUUCACGAGUUUAAGAAAUUUGGAAACGUGAGUGUGAAAAUGAGUCGGGAAAACGGCGAGAAGGUGGCGUUCGUCAACUUCCGGAAGCCCGAAGACGCCCGAGCGGCGAAGCACGCUCGAGGCCGACUGGUGCUCUUCGACCGGCCUCUCAAAGUCGACCUGGUGUACAAUAACCGGCGCAGGAGCCGCUCCCCGCUUUCCAAAGACAAUUUCCCAACAGGACAAAGACACGUGCCCCCGCAGAGAACACUUUCGCCUACCGGUUUGGGCUACAGGGACUUCCGGUUACAGCAAAUGGCGCUGAGCAAUCUCCCUCCUCCUCCCCUGCCUCACCUCACAGAUGUUGAAAGAGAUGCAUAUUACUCCCUAUAUGAUGCCAGGAAUCACGCUGCAUUCCUUCCAGAAUUCCACAAUGACAACUCGUCGGCGGACGACCAGAGGGCAAACAGGACGUUGUUCCUCGGCAACCUGGACGUCAGCUUGACAGAGAAUGACCUGCGGCGAGCGUUUGACCGCUUCGGCACCAUAACCGAAGUAGACAUUAAGCGAGCGGCGCGCGGCCAGAACAAUUUUGGUUUUGUCAAGUUUGAAAAUCUCGACAUGGCCCAUCGAGCCAAAGUGGCCAUGUCGGGGAAAAUGUUGGGCCGCAACCCCGUUAAAAUUGGAUAUGGCAAGCCCACACCCACGACCAGGCUGUGGGUGGGAGGCCUCGGCUCGUGGGUUUCCCUCUCCGCCCUGGCUAAAGAGUUUGACCGCUUUGGCACCAUCAGGACUAUAGACUACAGGAAAGGCGAGUCCUCGGCUUACGUUCAGUAUGAGAGCCUGGAUGCCGCUCAGGCCGCGUGCGCCAACAUGCGAGGCUUCCCUCUGGGCAGCUCCGACAGGAGACUGCGAGUAGACUUUGCUGACACCGAGCAGCACUACAAACAACAGCAGCAGUACAACCAGCCCCCUCUGGCCCUCCCGCAUUACGACUCUAUCACUCCGGCGUUCGAUCACCGCUUCACCGACCCCAUCAGAGAGCGGUCGCCGUUGCUACCUCCUCGCUUCCGUGAGCGUGAGCUUUCCUCUCCGGCCGAAUGGUCCGGCUUGGGUGUCCACGAAAGGACGCGAGGGUCCGGCUUUCCGGCUCACCUGGAGAGACUUUCCCGUGAGCCCUGGACGGCGGAACGCGAGUGGGAGUUACAAAGAGGCGAAGGGAGUCGACGAAGACGACACCCGGAGCAUGCGUGGCGCACGGAUCGAUCCCCUGACCACAACGGCACGCCGCGAAAUGGCAGCCCAGUGAACGGAGGCGGCGAUAGCGAUGGCGAACGCUUGCCUCGCUCCGGUCGCCCAUCCCCGACGAGAGGGCGCCCAAACAGUCAGGACCGGAGAAGAAGACCUCUCAGCCCGACCGCAGCCCCCUCAAACUCCCAGAGGGAGCGUAAGCGCAAACCUGCCGACAAACUGAAGAGCCCGGCGGGGAAGGACGACGUCUCCGGACGCACAUCCGCUCAGAAGCUGAGUCACGUGUGGCAAGGUGUCCUCCUCCUGAAGAAUAGCAGUUUCCCCACAGCGCUGCACCUGCUGGAAGGCGACAUGGCGGUGGUCUCCAGACUGCUCCAAGAGGGCUCCAAGGACGUCCAAGCGUCUCAGCUGAAAAUCAGCCAGCGCCUACGGAUGGAGCCGCCCAAGCUGGAAGAGGUCUCCCGCCGCAUCAAGGCCGCCGGACCCGGCGGCUACUCCGUGCUCCUAGCCGUGCCCGUCAAAUCAGACGACGCGCCUCCAGACGGUAAAGACUCGAUGGAGCGCCCGCUGAAGAACCUGGUGUCCUACCUGAAACAGAAGGAAGCGGCCGGCAUUGUCAGCCUCCCCGUGGGCGGUGCCCGCGCCAAGGAGCACAGCGGCGUGCUUCACGCGUUCCCUCCAUGUGAGUUCUCUAUGCAGUUUAUGGAUGAGUCUGCAAAAGCUUUUGCUAAAUCAGAUGAUGACUACAUGGUGAUGGUAAUUAUUCGAGGGGCAUCGUGAGAAAAAAAAUGCAACUAGUGUCAUGAAGUGACAUUGUAAUUGAGGUUUCCCAAGCUGUCUUUCACUUGAGUUUGAAUUUGAACUGUUUUUGAACAUAUGCUGACCUUAGCGCUGUAGUUCGCAUUGGAUGCUCAAGCUAUUUAAACAGAAAUGCAUUGUCAUAAAGCAAACUUAACUUAUUGGCUGCCAUUGACAUUGACCACACAGUAACUUACUAACAUUUUCAACACUGAAAUUAAGGAAACACACCCAAAACUUUGGCUUGGAAGCUAUUGAAUGGUUGCUGCCAACCCUCCCCAGUCAAAAUUUGAUUGGACGUAUAUUGCUGUCAAUGGGGCACUGGGGCAUGCAAUGCCAGCAAAAGUUAAAAAACAUUUGAUGCCUAUUGCUGUCAAUGGCUGUGAGUGAGUUAAGUACCUCAAUUUUUUUUUUAGUAAAAAAAAAGUCUUAAAAAUGUUUUAAGUCAACCUGAUUUGUGGCAUUCCCCAUAAAUUUGAGAAUACAUACGGAUUACUUAAAAAAAAAAAAAAAAAAAAAAAUCCAUUCUGAGGCACAUUUGGAGGUUUUGUAACAUGGUGAAAAUUGUGAGUGCAACAAGCAGCCAUCCUUAGAAGAGCAUGCAUUGGAUUACGUGCAAAUUAUUUGUAUUUUCUUAGAAUUUGUGACGUAGCGCUUUUGUGAACUGUCUCAUCUUAUUACUUUCAUUAUUUCCGAAUUGACAAAUGUCCUCAUAACAUUCAAUAUUUCCAUUGAAAAAGGACAGUGAAUAGUGUGACAAUUGUUGUCUGAAAACAUUUAAUGAGCCUGAAACACCCGCUUAAUCAAUCCACCAAUGUCAAAGAUUUGUUAUCUGUCAACUUUGGGUUUAAUCAGCAACAAAGUGUAUAGAGUUUUAAAAAAAUGCAUUGAGGAUUUGUGUGGUUCAAAUAACAUCGCUUGUCUAGAUUGGACUCAUUCAGUGAUCAGAAUUGAGAGGGGAUGCUUGGCACUCCUCCCUCAAAUGGGACUUCACAUUGUUUCCCUGUUAUGUCUUGUUUUAUUGUUUGUUUUUGUUUUGUCCAAAUGGAACGUGUGUGCUGUGUACUCAGGAAAACCAGACACUCACAUGGAGAGCGGCCGUGCUCGUGAGGAGUAAGCAAAGUGCACUUCGCAGAUUGUGUCUCAAUAAAUUUGCUCAUUCGUGGGAACCUCAAGGAAACACUACAUUUGUGACCUUUUCUGUUCUCGGAUUUGUCUAUCCGGCGCUCAAGUCUGACGAGGCUUUGACAGUGGGAAUCUUCCCAGCAACCAGGAGAGGAAGUGUUGAGUUCCGAGGAAAAGAACCACUCGAAUCAGUGUGUUGAUUACAAUUGAUUGACCUCAUUUCAAUGUGAUUUCCAGGACGGCCUUUCGUAGGCCUCGGGUCUCAUUUGGACCACUGGCACAGAUGACACUAAGGGCAUGUUUGUUCGCGUCGUCAGGUUCUCUCAUCAAGAACCUCUUGCGAGGGCCGCACUUCACACACACGCAUUACGUCUGCGUCAGAGAGCAGCGCCGCCUUUAUUUGACAUUACCUGGAAUGGAACAAAAGCAGCCACGCAUAUGAGACCCUUAUUUUUAUCUGAUGUGAUGAGUUACAUAUCGUUUUUUUGUUAAAACAAAGUGUUGCUUAUUCUUCGUGACAUUAAGACUCAACAGUAGGAUCUCAGACAUUGCUAGUUCUCACCGUCAAAUGUGGGACCUGAAUAUCUCUACAAGGAUUCAACAACUCCUGGUGCUGUGAUUUGGAGACAUUCACUUGUCAUCCUCAGGCAUUGGCAAUUAUAAAGCUACAGAUGGGAUUUUGGACCAACUAUAAGAACCAGACAGAGCACGUUAGCAGAGGUAGGCCACCGUCUUGUCUUUUAACCAUUUUCUGUUGUGCUCAUCUUUUACAGUAUUGUGUUAGAGAUAAGAUUCACAGCUGAGGUGACAUUGGCAGUUCAGUUAAGUGUUUCAAGUGAUCCAUCACAUUCAUCCUUACUGAGAGACAACAUUUCAUUAUUAAGGAUAGACCAUGCCUGCUUUGGUGAGUAUAGUUUCAAUGUGUAUUAUUAAUUACAGUGCUAUUUCAUCCACUUGUUCUCUACAUUGUGUUUUGGGUUUGCUGUU